Trypanosoma conorhini is the source of this 1008-nucleotide messenger RNA. RefSeq names its product putative diacylglycerol kinase. The record is from RefSeq and is a predicted model, not a curated record. Gene Ontology annotation, molecular function: kinase activity. Gene Ontology annotation, biological process: sphingosine biosynthetic process. The transcript has a single exon. Lineage: Eukaryota; Euglenozoa; Kinetoplastea; Trypanosomatida; Trypanosomatidae. The coding region runs from base 1 to 1008 and encodes 335 amino acids. Gene Ontology annotation, cellular component: intracellular membrane-bounded organelle; membrane; cytoplasm.
AUGAGUCGCUUCAAGGAGUGCAUUGCCGUUAUUAACACACGCAGUGGGGCGAGGGGAGGCCCCUCGGUGUUUGCUAGCGCGCUUCAGCAAUAUCUUGACAAGGCAGGCAUCAUUCACCACGAUGUGCGUGUGCCGGAGAAGAACAUUCUGCAUGCCGUCAAGUUGCACGCAAACACGGCAGAUGCGAUUGUUGUCUGUGGUGGAGACGGGACGUUGAGUUCUGUCGUGAAUGUUUUGGCAGCCACCCGCCAUGGGCCGCUACUUAAAAUGCCGAUUGUGCCUGUGCCCUGCGGGCUGCAGAACUCCAUCGCGGUCUCCCUUGGGGUGCUUUCGGCCGAGCGGUCCGUGUCUGCCUUUGUGCUGGGGCGGCUGGAGCCGAUUCCGCUUUGGGAGGUGCGGGUCAACGGGGUUCUGACGCGGUACAUGGCGUCCUACGUUUCCAUCGGCGCCUACGCGAUGUGCGUUCGGCGCCUCCACGACUUGGAUGCUGUGGGGGAGAACUACGUGGCCUUGCCCACCGUGCGAAACAAGUACAAGCUGGGCGCCUUCUACACGGCGAUGCGGGGCGAGGCGGUUCCAUUUACUGCCGUUCUGACGACGACGGCGGCGGCGACAAAAUCCCAUGUGGAGAUUGGCCCGUCGGUGAAGCUCUUCGUGGCCGCACAGAUGCCGCUGCAACAUGCCCGCUACUCCCUCACACCAGCUGCAACCUUUAAGCACGGCACAUUGGACGUCACUUAUGCCUCGGAGGCGGCGUCAAGGCUGCGUCUGUGGCAUUUGCUGAGUCGAGAGGCCGCGGAGGGCGUAAUUAUUAAUGAGGACGGUGUCUGUGAGUGUCCUGGGGUGGCUGAGCUGGACUGCUGCAUCAACGACGUGCCUGAUGCAGCGGAGGACGGCGCCUCCGCAAGGGUUCUCAUGAUGGUUGACGGGGAGGCGGUGCAUUUGCUUCCCGGCUCAAGGGUCUCGUUGCGGCGAGCGCCUUGUGAGGUGAUUUUCGCGUCUUGUUGA